Molecule: messenger RNA, 960 nt
Organism: Lachancea lanzarotensis
Lineage: Eukaryota; Fungi; Ascomycota; Saccharomycetes; Saccharomycetales; Saccharomycetaceae
Gene: YDC1
Product: LALA0S04e02960g1_1
Exons: 1
Coding region: 1-960 (319 amino acids)
Biological process (GO): ceramide catabolic process; ceramide biosynthetic process
Cellular component (GO): endoplasmic reticulum membrane
Source: RefSeq, a predicted model, not a curated record
AUGCUUGGAUCUAUCUUUAGAAAAUACCCAGAGUCUACACAGUUGGGCUACUGGGGCACCCCGACCUCUACAAUCGAUUGGUGCGAGGAAAACUAUGUGGUUUCGUCGUUUGUUGCGGAAUGGUCGAAUACGGUUACCAACAGUGCGUUUGUAGCACUAGCUUUAUACGUUACAUGGUCGGCGUUUUAUCAAAAGCUGGAAAAACGGUUUAUUUUGAUCGGGCUCGGGUUAGGAACCGUAGGGGUGGGAUCUUGGCUGUUCCACAUGACGCUCCGGUACGAAUACCAGCUUUUGGACGAAUUGCCAAUGAUUUAUGCUACCUGCAUUCCUGCCUGGAGCAUUUUUUCGGAAAAACGUCAAUCCUCGCAAACUGGUCUGCUCACCAACUCGUCUUUUAUCAAGCAAACGGUGAUAGGAGUACUCGUUUUUGGAGCAGCUGCAAUUUUAACUAUAGUGUACUUGCUUUAUCGGGACCCCACGAUCCAUCAGGCCGCAUAUGCAGUGCUGAAUGUCAUCGUGGUGUUCUCAGCAGGCGGAAUGGCCGCCAAAUAUGUGCAUGAUCCCCUUGCCAAACGCAACCUGCGCAAUACCAUGGCACUCAGCAUCUCCAUUUUCUUGCUAGGGUACUUCCUAUGGCAAUUGGACGUGCAUUUCUGCUCAUUCUGGAUUUUCGUGCGCAGAAAUUUCCUGCAUCUGCCAUUGGGCAUCUUUCUAGAACUGCAUUCCUGGUGGCAUCUUCUCACAGGCUCGGGUGUCUACUUCUACAUUGUUCACCUUGAAUACCUUCGGGUUUUGACACACGGCCAUUCCCAAGACUACACAUUGUGCUGGAGAUGGAAGGUCUUUCCAGAAGUGAUCCAUUGUUCCCACACUGUCAACACCAAGUUUUCCUUGGAGUUUAUGGGUCCUUACCACAUUCCGGAGUCCAGUAUCAAAUUGGAUCGGGCCAAAAGUGAAUAG